CUUUUCUGCUCCUUGAGCUCCUUGAAGGGUAUCGCUAUCCUAUGACCCCCGCUUGUUUCUCGUCGUUUUGCAGGUCCCUCUCUGCCCGCCGCCUUCUGGCCGAAUCUAAACCCGCAUUGGAGCGUCCGGCUCCGCCAUCGGUAGCACCUCCUCUGCCAGCGUUUCCUAUUACUCAAUAACCACCCGCCUCUCGACACCGGCAAUCUUCCCACCAAAACUCUUCGCCAUUUUCCCGGGGGAUUCAAGAACCGGUUGCCGUUUUCUUUUCUUUGCUUCAGGUAUUUUUUAACGGUGUUUUUGCGUCUUGGUUGUCCUCGCGUCUCGGUUAUCGCGACCUCGAGGCUUUAGGCUUUCUCUACCCGCACACCUCCACCGUUAUGGAUUCUAGAACGAUGACGGCAGAGACUCCCGGCAAGCGACCUCGAUCAGAUUCCGGGGAGUUCCCUCCGAUUGCAUCAAAAGUGCCCAAGACGCACUCAAAUCACCUACAAAUCAACUACCUCGCGCGGCAAUAUGCCGACAAUCUCCCUCUGGUCUCGCUGGACGAUACAAUGCCCGCUAUCAUUCAUUUGAUUGGCGAAUACGACGGCGUUUUGCAGCGCCAUGAAAGCAUCGCUGGGAAUCUGGGCGCGUGCCCUUUGGGUCCCAUUCUGAUCAAGCGCUUUGAGCGCCUUUUUGACGGCCCGCCGCGGGUGCUCAAGUCACAUGGAAAGGACACGCCUAAUAUCACCUGGUUGGACGUGGUAGAGUUUGCGAAAAACAAGCCUGAACAGUUCAACCUCGAAAAGACGCGCAACGGCGUGCGAGUAUGCCAGUUCUAUACAAAACAGAGUCGCGUGGAGAUCAGCGAGGAGGACUUUGUGCUGAUCGCGUCGGGAAUGCCUCAGAAGAUGAUUCCCCCUCAACCCAUUAUCGAGGAUGAAGAGAAGGAACUCGGCGCUCUUGAGAUACUGGAGAAGAAUCUCCAGUCAAUAAUUCAAGUCGCAGAUCAAGUCUCUGCACGUGCAAGACAACUGAAUCAUCGUCUGAAAAACCGUCGGACUGCGAUCGUCACUCGGCGCGAAAACGAUGUAAAUCUCCACAACUCUCGGGCCUCGCAGCCUCUUUCACAGUCGCAACACCUACCCCAGCAGCGAUCUAUGAGUCCUGCCUGGCGCGAUGCCAAUGGCGUCCCCCAUAGUUCGCUCAACAGCAAUGGUAAUGGCAAUGGCGCCUCCAACGCUCAGUCCCCGUCUACCGGUUUUGUCGCGGUCAACGCUUCUCGACCCGGGGGGGAAGCUCCUCCAGAAGAAAACUUGCUCUCGUCACAAUUCCUGUUCUCUCACUCCAAUACGGACAACGUCACAAUCAUAAAUGGAACCUCAAUCAAGGGCGCAUCUCCGACCACUCGUGCUGAGCUGAUGAAGAAGUUUUUCACUACACAAGACCGCCAGGUGCGAGGAAGCUAUGAAGAAGCUGCUGCUGCUGCUGCUGCUGCUGCUGGGUCGAGCAACCGCCAGUCAUCCCGCCCUAGACCCAGGGCAUCUGAAGGUGGCGAUUACAACGUGUAUGCACCAACACCUGCCACUGUCGCGAUUCCAAACACCCCCACUUCGUUGCUUCCGCCCCCGAAAUCGCAUCACCAUGAAAAGGACGAUGGAGGUCCGUUCAAGAUCGAGAUGGUCGCGCGCAUGGAAGAACUGCAGCGAGGUGAACGCAUCAUGCCUCCUUGCGAUCGGUGCCGUCGUCUCCACAUGGAUUGCCUGAAGAACCUCACUGCCUGUAUGGGCUGCACAAAAAAGCAUGCUAAAUGUUCGUGGCGAGACGUGAAGGAGGAAGAGCUGCGGGAAGGUCGGCGCGCUGAUCGAGGCCCCGUGGAGGAGCCACAUUCGAAAGACACUACCGCCAGUCCCUCCACCGCACCAGCUUCGGAACAAGUCCCACCAUCUACCGCCGUUGCGACACCAGCGUCUGCACCAGCGCCGUUGCCAACCUCAUUACCAGGAUCAGCCACCGCUGCAUCCGACCCAGAAAGACCGCGUGAAGGCGCGUUGGAUGUCAUGGUACGAAGGGAAUCCGCACCGAUUGCCGCUCCCGUGUCCCGGCCGUCAGCAGUAAGGGAGGUGUCUCCGCGACGGGCGGUGAGCGAGAUACACAAUAGCCACGGCCAUUCUUAUCGGCACAACCAGAGUGAUAGGCGCUACAGCUUCAACCGGAAUAACGAGCCAAAUCGGGAUGAUGAUGGUCCGGAUGCGUUGAGCCAGGCCAUCAUGGAUACCUAUAAUGCAGCCGCGGCGAAAGGGACCGUACACGAAGUAAGCAAUGAACGCGAGCGCGAUAUGGAGCGGGAUCAGGAUCGAGACCGGAAACUGGUCCGAGCAUGA
This is a messenger RNA of Aspergillus nidulans FGSC A4, 2363 nucleotides long. RefSeq names its product protein pacX. The transcript has 2 exons. The record is from RefSeq and is a predicted model, not a curated record. Lineage: Eukaryota; Fungi; Ascomycota; Eurotiomycetes; Eurotiales; Aspergillaceae. Gene Ontology annotation, molecular function: zinc ion binding; DNA-binding transcription factor activity, RNA polymerase II-specific. Gene Ontology annotation, biological process: regulation of DNA-templated transcription; regulation of transcription by RNA polymerase II. The coding region runs from base 378 to 2363 and encodes 661 amino acids.